AUGAUCUCAUGCUCUCGCUGGCAUACCUGUAAUGAUGAUGAUGAUGGUGUCAGCGCGGCGCUCAGGUGGCCUGACCAAUCAGCUGAGAUGUCUGCUCGAGUGAGGCCUCUGGCCCCGCCCACUUUUCACUUGGAGGGGGUGGACCAGGUUGCCAUAGCCACAGAGGACAUUAUAGAAAAGAAGCACCCAGAUGAUGGAAAUAACUUCAACAACAACAAUAACAAUGAAGAUUUCAAACAUUUGUUUCAUUUAUUAAUUGAAGUUUACUGUAAAUAUUUGUGUUAUUUCAGGAAAAAAGAGAAGAAAGAAAAAAAAGAGAAGAAGGAAAAGAAAAAACAAACAGAAGAGAAAGAGAAAGAGAAAGAGAAAGAGAAAGAGAAAGAGAAAGAGAAAGAGAAAGAACUACCAAAGGAGAUUCAGGUUGUGGAUCCGGCGGGAAACACGUACUACAACUGGCUCUUUGUGAUCACGUGUCCUGUGAUGUACAACUGGGUUCUCAUCAUAGCGAGAGCUUGCUAUGAAGAAUUGCAGACAGACUAUUUGAUGUUAUGGUUCAUCCUGGAUUUCUUAUCUGAUCUGGUGUAUGUGCUCGACAUGGUGUUCAGGACGAGGACAGGAUAUCUGGAGCAGGGGCUCCUGGUGAAAGAUGAGAAGAAGCUUCGUGAUCGCUACAUGCAAAGCAUCCAGUUCAAGCUGGACCUGGCCUCUAUGAUUCCAACCGAUAUUUUAUACUUCUACUUCGGGCUGAACUACCCCGAGAUUCGCAUGAACAAGCUAUUGAGGGUCAAUCGCUUGUUCGAGUUUUUCCAGCGCACCGAAACACGGACUAACUUUCCGAACGUGUUCCGAAUCUCCAACCUCGUCAUGUACAUUGUGAUCAUCAUCCACUGGAAUGCCUGCAUGUAUUACUCCUUCUCCAAGGCAAUGGGCUUCGGGACAGACCCUUUCGUCUACCCGGACACCUCGGACCCAGAGUUUGGCCGGUUGGUGAGAAAGUACGCAUAUAGCAUGUACUGGUCCACGCUCACGCUCACCACCAUCGGUGAGACGCCCCCCCCUGUCAAAAACGCAGAGUACUACUUCGUGGUAAUGGACUUCCUGGUCGGUGUACUGAUUUUUGCCACCAUUGUCGGUAAUGUCGGCUCCAUGAUCACCAACGCGAACGCGGCACGAGCAGAUUUCCAGGCUCGCAUCGACGCUAUCAAACAGUAUAUGAGCUUCCGAAAGGUCACCAAAGACCUGGAGAAACGGGUCAUUAAAUGGUUCGAUUACUUGUGGACCAACAAGAAAGCGGUGGACGAGAGAGAAGUGCUGAAGUACCUGCCGGACAAGCUGCGGGCAGAGAUUGCUAUAAACGUCCACCUAGAUACUCUGAAAAAAGUGCGCAUCUUUGCGGACUGCGAGGCCGGGCUGCUGGUGGAGCUGGUGCUGAAGCUUCAGCCACAGGUCUACAGCCCCGGAGACUACAUCUGCAAGAAGGGAGACAUCGGUCGCGAGAUGUACAUCAUUAAAGAAGGAAAGCUCGCUGUGGUGGCCGACGAUGGAGUCACGCAGUUCGUGGUGCUGAGUGAUGGCAGUUACUUCGGAGAGAUCAGCAUCCUCAACAUCAAGGGCAGUAGAGCAGGCAACCGAAGAACCGCCAACAUCCGCAGCAUCGGCUAUUCAGACCUCUUCUGCCUGUCCAAAGAUGACCUGAUGGAGGCGCUAACUGAAUAUCCAGAUGCCAAGGCCAUGCUGGAGGAGAAAGGACGACAAAUUCUUAUGAAGGACAAUCUUCUGGAUUUAGAGCUGGCCAAGCAGGGUCCCGAUCCCAAAUACAUGGAGGAAAAGGUCGUCAAGAUUGGUAGCGUGCUGGAUGACCUUCAGACCCGCUUCGCCCGUCUGUUAGCAGAACACGAAGCUGCACAAGGCAAACUGAAGAAGCGCAUCACUAAAUUAGAAAAGAAGAUCACAGACUCCAGUGGAGUGGCUCUCUCUGAGAUGCUGGACCCGGAACUGGCGACAGCAAAGAAAGAAGAGAAAGAAUAAGACGAAAGCUGCAAAUAAACCUGAUUAGUUUAAAUUAGUUUUAAAACUUUGAACAGAAGCCUUGUGUAUUUUGUGCUCCAUCUUGGGUUCUGACUGCAUUUGUGGGGAUGAAUAAAACUGUAGAUACACAUCAGCUCCUGCCCAACAUCACAUUCAUCCUGGGCUGUCAGUCUACCACAGCAGUGUCUGAACAACACUGAGUGAAGAAGAAGAAAUCUGAGUAAUCUUUGUUUGGUUCUUUCAUCUUCAUGGAACAGGUAGCACCCAAAUGUAAGAUAUUGUACAGAUGAUCGGUGUUCACAGUAUGCAUCUGUGGUUAGUACUGAUUAUAUCAUGUUAUAAACGUGUUGUUUAUUCUAUAAUGUC
Carassius carassius (crucian carp) is the source of this 2394-nucleotide messenger RNA. It is a transcript of the gene cnga1b, whose product is annotated as cyclic nucleotide gated channel subunit alpha 1b. The record is from RefSeq and is a predicted model, not a curated record. Gene Ontology annotation, biological process: monoatomic cation transmembrane transport. Gene Ontology annotation, cellular component: plasma membrane; intracellular cyclic nucleotide activated cation channel complex. The transcript has 8 exons. Gene Ontology annotation, molecular function: intracellularly cAMP-activated cation channel activity; cGMP binding; intracellularly cGMP-activated cation channel activity. NCBI's taxonomy places the organism in Eukaryota, Metazoa, Chordata, Actinopteri, Cypriniformes, Cyprinidae. The coding region runs from base 1 to 2028 and encodes 675 amino acids.